GCGUCGCUGAUUGGUCGAGAGCCCGCGCACUUGCGCGCUCAAAUUUGAACGUGCAGGUGCUCCGACUCGAUUUCGAAAGGCAGGGGAUGGCCUGGAAAACCGCCAAAUGACGCCGUGACAUUGAAUUUCAGGUGACGCGAAGAGCCGGGGAAGUUCUCCCGCCACUUGGCGCCGGUUUUAUCUGUUUCUUGCCGGCACGAUGAUUUAUGUAUUUUGGAUAGUUCCACUAAAUAACCUGUCUCAAGCCACCUAUAAUUAGAACGCGUAUCUGUAUAACUUGUGGAGAGGAAAGUGGUAUUCCCGCAUUCAAAUAAUCCGUAUUUAUCGCCUUAUUACGGUAAUCACGAGUUUCUAGGAAAUGUUAGACGUGAUUGGCUGGGUGGGUAAAAUAGUAAAUCUGUUUCACCGAUCGAUUUAUACCCGAUUUUUUCACCUACGGAUAAAUUCCCGAUCAAGUUAUCCAGAAGAUAUCUUUCAGUUCGGUUCUCUUCACUUCCAGUUAAGAGUUAUCCUCCGGAUUCGGAUAUCCUCGUACUCGCGGGUCAACAGCCGGGACGGGUUAAUCGUCGGUGACAGUGGAAGCUGCUGGAUUGUCGCGUUAUAAGUAUACCACUACGGCAAAUUAUAUACGAAAUUCGAUGGUUACCCACGGACCUACUGCCCUCUAUGGCCACGCCGCGUACUAAGGACGGGAGCAGCGCGAAAUUUGAAUCUCCCAAGGAGCAGAGCCAGAGGGGCCGAGCCGCGGUGUGCCGUAACGUGGCGUGCCGAGGUGUUGCCUCAGAAGGCCCCAUUGGCCAAUGGGGGGGCCCGAGGCGACGCCAUUGGGGCUACCACCCAUUUUUAUUUUUUUUUCCUCUAGAUAACGAAGCUUAGAAUGGCUUAAAAUUCAGUGAAAAAAAACCAAACCUUUACUUAUCUGGCAGAUAUCUUUAUCCGGAGGAUAGCUAUCCGGGAAUAUGCAAAAAUCGGACCUUAGAUUGUAUUUGAUGAAUUUAUUGGAUGUCACGCGUAGAAUGUCGCAUCAAAUUUCGAUGAAAUAAGCGCGACGCGAGUGCGGAAACUCUGGACUUGAUUUGACACGAUGCUUCGCUCUCUUAUUCGGAUGCUUGUAUUCUAUGCUUAGUUAUGGCUUAUCGCGCGGUUGUGCGAGAUACCUUCCUUUUUUAAGAGAAAAUGUUUUAUAUUAUUAUUUAAUUUAAUUAGACUUGUUAAUUAGGCUUAAUACGACAGUCUAAUUAGAGUAACAGUGUACUCUUUACUGGUUGAGAGGUUAAUGCCUUCACAUCGAUUCUAACCUGUAUCGCUAGUGAUGCGUUCAGAAGCGUGUUGAAAUGUAAGCAUUUAAAAGAUGUGAUGAUAACUCAUGUCUUUGAUAUUAACAUAAGAAGGAAUAGAAUUUAUAAAAGUGAGGCACAGUCAAUUAUUAAAUGAUGUCCCAACGAGUAACAAUGACAACCUCAGAAAUGCCAAACAACUCGUUAUCAUGGGAACCUCUAAGACUGACGCAUCUUAAGCCUUCGUUUAACAACAAUGAAGUAGCUCUUGCUGGAUGCCAAGAUCUCUGGCAUAAAUUCAUCAUUUUUAAUGCUGCAAACCACAAAAUGCCUACGAUUCUGACUGCUGUUAUUGUAACCUGCGAGCCAGAAGUUCUUAUACCAGUUAUGUACAAAAUGGAGAAUGAAAACAAAUGUGUGUUUCUUGCGAAGUGUACUUUGGUAGCAAUAGAAAACCUCGUAAAGCAGAACUUGACGAUAAUGUUGCCCUCGGGACAAGUUCUGUACAUGGACAUCGUUUUGGGAUUCCUCGACACGCAGAACUUGAUGAUAAACCCUAGUAAAGCUGUGACCCAUGCCUUGUAUUAUCGAUAUGAACCAGCUAAGAAGAUAUUAAAUCUCGAUAACUUUGAGAACGAUAAAAACUUGGGCCCAAUGUAUUGUCCAUUAUCGGCUCCCAGAGUCUUUCUGUUUGUUUUGCGUUGUGCAAAAAUGGGAAUUUUGGGCAACGCUCGUGAUAUGAAACUCCCUGUACGAGAGUUAAGUCUUCGCAACAAUGGCAUAACUGCUAUAAUGCCGUAUGAGAAAUUUUUCAACUACCAUUUAACGAAAUUAGACCUGAGGCACAAUAAAAUAGAUGAUGUGGAUUAUUUACGGUAUUUCUCAGAAUUUAGAAUAACGGAAUUAUGGUUAGAUGGAAAUCCUUUAUGUACAAGGUACAAUACAUCGGAAGAAUAUAUACAGGCUAUAAAACUUGUAUUUCCACACUUGCAAAAGUUGGAUGGAAUUUCGAUUGGCGUGGAAAAGAAAUUCGUACCCAUGUUGCAGCCUCACUAUCUGGGAGAUGGCUCUAGAUCAGGUUUGAUCAAGCAAUUUGUAAAGCAUUACUUCAUGUUGUUUGACCAAGAGGACAGAAUCGUUAUGCAUGGUCUAUAUGACACAGAUGCAUUUUUCUCUAUGACUUUGGUAACAACCUCUAACUAUGUACAUAGAUAUCUGUCGAGGCUCGUUGCCAACAACAGAAACUUACUUAAGUUUGUUGAUUAUGCCAAGUGUCAUGAAUUUCUAUUACAAGGACCUGAACGAAUCAUUAAUGCACUUAGACGUCAUCCGAUUACUGUGCACAAUUUAAAGACAUUUAAUAUUGACUUACUUCAUGUAGGAAGUAGACAUGCAGUGAUCUCGGUGCAAGGCUUAUUUUCCUAUAAACAAUUGCCAGGAUCACGUAUGUCAUUUAACAGAACGUUCAUUAUUGUCGCAAAAGAAGACAAUGAAUAUUGCAUCGUUAAUGAUCAGUAUCAUAUCGACAAUGCUCCAAGUAUAGUGGACAAUAAAGAUUUAAGGCAAGAAGUGAAAGAAGUGCCGAUAUUCAAACCUACACUGUUUAGUCCCUCCGAGAAGGAACAGUUACUUGGAUUUUUACAUGAGCUAACUUCAAUGAACUUGAAAUUUUGUCAAAGAUAUUUAGAGGAUGCCAAUUGGAACAUUCGUGGAGCGAUAAUCAACUUCAUGAAAAGUUAUACAGUCAAUGACGUACCACCUGAAGCAUUUAGGUAAAAUCAUGUAGUCAAACAAU
Orussus abietinus is the source of this 3072-nucleotide messenger RNA. Its product is annotated as nuclear RNA export factor 2-like. Gene Ontology annotation, cellular component: nucleus. Gene Ontology annotation, molecular function: RNA binding; protein binding. Gene Ontology annotation, biological process: poly(A)+ mRNA export from nucleus. The coding region runs from base 1431 to 3053 and encodes 540 amino acids. NCBI's taxonomy places the organism in Eukaryota, Metazoa, Arthropoda, Insecta, Hymenoptera, Orussidae. The record is from RefSeq and is a predicted model, not a curated record. The transcript has a single exon.